CUCUGUCUUCUCUUUCUAAUAUUCUGUCUCCCUCUCUCUAUCUAUCCCCCUUUAUCUGUUUACCAGUAGUAGAUUUGUAUAGGGCGGGGAUCUUUAUUUCUUUAUAUCUAUAUUUCAUGUAUUAUAUUUUUUUCUCCAUUUAUUUCCUGCCAGUGCUUGUUAUGUUAGAAUGGAAUGAGAGCAAGUUUAAACCCUUUAAACUGCGAAUAUCCCUGGUGUUUACGUAUUACGAUUAAACCAAAGCAGCUAAAAUAACUUCCUGUUUGAGACUCGGCGUGGCGUCGCGUCCUGUGACGCAAACACCACGCGACAGCUCGAUCAUUCGGUGAUUCAUUCCGGAGCGAUGGCCAGGAUGUGUCAAGCAAAACGAUCGAAAUGAACAAACUUCAUGGAUUAACACACAAAAAUACAAAUCACUAACAGCGUUUUUUUUAUUGGCUAACAGGAAGAUCGAGCGAGCAUGAAGCUGAUUCAUAAGGACAUCGAGAAGGACAAUGCCGGGCAGGUGACGCUGAUCCCCGAGGAGGCAGAGGACAUGUGGCACACUUACAAUUUAGUACAAGUUGGUGACAGUCUGAGAGCCUCCACUAUCAGGAAGGUGCAGACCGAGUCGUCCACAGGCAGCGUGGGAAGCUCGCGAGUGCGCACCAUGCUCACGAUCUGCGUCGAGACCAUCGACUUCGACACCCAGGCGUGUCAGCUGAGGGUCAAAGGCACCAACCUCGAGGAGAACCAGUACGUCAAGAUGGGCGCCUACCACACGAUCGAGCUGGAGCUCAACAGGAAGUUCACCCUGGCCAAGAAAAUGUGGGACAGCGUGGUGCUCGACCGCAUCGAGCAGGCGUGUGACCCGGCGCAGAAGGCAGAUGUGGCGGCUGUGGUGAUGCAGGAGGGUCUGGCCAACCUGGUGCUGGUGACUCCGGCCAUGACGCUGCUACGAGCUAAAAUCGAGGUCACCAUCCCACGCAAGAGGAGAGGCAGCUGCACUCAGCAUGAGAAGGCGCUCGAGCGAUUCUAUGAAGCCGUCAUGCAGGGAAUCCUGAGGCACUUCAACUUCGACGUGGUGAAGUGUAUACUGGUGGCGAGUCCGGGUUUCGUUAAGGAUCAGUUCAUCUCGUACCUCUUUAAAGAAGCAGUGAGGCAGGAGUGCAAGGUUCUGCUGGAGAACAGGUCAAAAUUCAUGCCCGUGCAUGCGUCGUCCGGACACAAGUAUUCUCUCAAAGAGGUUCUGUCUGAUCCGGCUGUCACGUGCCGUCUGGCUGAUACGAAGGCUGCAGGUGAAGUGAAAGCCUUGGAAGACUUUUACAAGAUGCUGCAACAUGAACCCGACCGAGCUUUUUACGGACUGGCACACGUGGAGAAAGCGAGCGAAGCACUGGGCAUCGACAUCCUGCUCAUCAGCGAUCAGCUGUUCAGGCAUCAAGAAGUAGCUACCCGGAGUCGAUACGUCCGGCUUGUGGAUAACGUGAGGGACAACGGGGGAACCGUCAGGAUAUUUUCAAGCUUGCACGUCUCCGGAGAACAACUGAAUCAGCUCAGCGGCGUAGCAGCCAUCUUGCGCUUCCCCAUCGCCGAUCUCUCCGACGCCGAGGAAAACAGCAGCUCUGACGAAGACUGAUGGAGGGAAACUCGCAGGCCAUCCAGCAUGACAUCGAAACCCUAAAACCCCUCAUUAAUAUAUUUAAACAUAACUAUCCUUCAUUCUAACGGCUCCAAGCAACGUGCCUUUAACAUGUUCACGUGAUCCGCAGUAUAACUUCGGAUUCAAAGACGAUUUCUUUUGUUUCAUAGUAACACGAAAUGGAGAUUUUGGAAUCAUUUAAACGAAAUAACUUUGUCAUUUGACUAUUUGUCACCUUGCUAAUAAGAGGGAUCUUUUUUUCUCUGUUCGGGCGCCAACGAAACGGACAGAACAAACAGCAAAUGUAGCGUUUGUUUUUAAUUUCGAUUGUAUAUAAGAUAAGUUACUUUCAUUAAAAACAGCUGCAUUUGAAAAGCA
Molecule: messenger RNA, 1999 nt
Organism: Silurus meridionalis
Lineage: Eukaryota; Metazoa; Chordata; Actinopteri; Siluriformes; Siluridae
Gene: pelo
Product: pelota mRNA surveillance and ribosome rescue factor
Exons: 13
Coding region: 461-1618 (385 amino acids)
Biological process (GO): nonfunctional rRNA decay; RNA surveillance; nuclear-transcribed mRNA catabolic process, non-stop decay
Cellular component (GO): cytoplasm
Source: RefSeq, a predicted model, not a curated record